Argiope bruennichi is the source of this 1707-nucleotide messenger RNA. RefSeq names its product elongation factor 1-alpha-like. Gene Ontology annotation, molecular function: translation elongation factor activity; GTPase activity; GTP binding. The record is from RefSeq and is a predicted model, not a curated record. The transcript is spliced from 7 exons. Gene Ontology annotation, biological process: translation; translational elongation. NCBI's taxonomy places the organism in Eukaryota, Metazoa, Arthropoda, Arachnida, Araneae, Araneidae. The coding region runs from base 166 to 1554 and encodes 462 amino acids.
UUUGUUGGAAUGGCAUCAGCGGCUAAUAUUCUUGGCAAGAUUCUUUAUAUAUAGCCACGUGACCCCACUUUUAACAACCUUUUCUGUGACUGGAGUUAACCUGUGUUGGUUGUGUUUUCGUCAAUCCCAUUCCAUCGUUCCAAAUUAUUCGUUAAAGUUUAAAACAUGCCGAAAGAUAAGACUCAUAUAAACAUUGUGGUCAUUGGCCACGUAGAUUCUGGGAAAUCUACCACAACUGGUCAUCUUAUUUACAAAUGUGGUGGAAUUGAUAAAAGAACCAUUGAAAAAUUCGAGAAAGAAGCCCAGGAGAUGGGUAAAGGCUCAUUCAAAUAUGCAUGGGUCUUGGAUAAACUAAAAGCAGAACGAGAACGUGGUAUUACUAUUGAUAUCACAUUGUGGAAGUUCGAAACAGCUAAAUAUUAUGUAACUGUUAUUGAUGCUCCUGGGCACAGAGAUUUCAUCAAAAACAUGAUUACUGGCACAUCUCAAGCUGAUUGUGCUGUAUUAGUAGUAGCAGCUGGUACUGGUGAAUUUGAAGCUGGUAUUUCUAAAAAUGGUCAGACAAGAGAACAUGCUUUGUUAGCUUACACACUAGGUGUGAAACAAAUGAUUGUUGGUGUAAACAAAAUGGAUACUACUGAACCACCUUUUAGUGAAUCUCGAUUUGAAGAAAUCAAGAAGGAAGUAUCCACAUAUAUUAAAAAGAUAGGUUAUAAUCCAGCUACUGUACCAUUUGUUCCAAUUUCUGGAUGGAAUGGUGAUAACAUGUUGGAGCCAAGUACUAAUAUGCCUUGGUAUAAAGGAUGGUCCAUUGAAAAGAAAGGUAACAAAAUUGAUGGUAAAACACUGCUCCAGGCUUUGGAUGCUAUGGAUCCUCCUUCUCGCCCCCUCGAUAAACCUCUUCGUUUGCCUCUUCAAGAUGUCUACAAAAUUGGAGGUAUUGGUACUGUGCCAGUUGGAAGAGUUGAAACUGGUAUUAUCAAACCUGGUAUGGUUGUUACCUUCGCUCCUUGCAACUUGACCACUGAGGUGAAAUCCGUGGAAAUGCAUCACGAAGCUUUGACUGAAGCUGUUCCCGGUGAUAAUGUGGGCUUCAAUGUUAAAAAUGUGUCUGUAAAAGAAUUAAGGAGAGGGUAUGUAUGUGGAGACAGUAAAGACAAUCCUCCCAAGGCCACUGAGGAAUUUACUGCUCAAGUCAUUGUGUUGAACCAUCCAGGACAAAUUUCUAAUGGAUACACUCCAGUACUUGACUGUCACACAGCCCAUAUAGCUUGCAAAUUCAAUAAAAUCAAGGAAAAGUGUGACAGACGAAGUGGCAAGAAGUUGGAAGAUGAACCUAAAUUUAUCAAAUCUGGUGAUGCUGCCAUCAUCGAUCUUGUUCCAAGCAAGCCCAUGUGUGUUGAGACCUUCACAGAUUUCCCUCCUCUUGGAAGGUUUGCUGUCCGUGAUAUGAGGCAAACUGUGGCUGUUGGUGUAAUUAAAUCUGUUAAACCAAAGGAUCUAUCUGGAGGAAAAGUUACCAAAGCAGCUGAAAAAGCUUCUAAGAAGAAAUAAAAAUUGUGAUCUGGACUGGUCCUGCUUAAUUUUGGUAGCAUAUAAUGUAUGUAUAUCAGCUGAUUAAAUUAAGUUUGGCAGACAAAUGUUACUGUCAAAAUUGGAUGUUUGGUACCAGUUUUUCAGAUUUGCAAUAAAGAUCAAUUGCAAAAA